Messenger RNA from Solanum stenotomum, 558 nucleotides. RefSeq lists its product as uncharacterized. The record is from RefSeq and is a predicted model, not a curated record. The transcript has 2 exons. Bases 104 to 481 code for a protein of 125 amino acids. Lineage: Eukaryota; Viridiplantae; Streptophyta; Magnoliopsida; Solanales; Solanaceae.
CUUCAGAGAGAGUUCAGACACCCAUAUAUUUGGUUCUGGGAAGGGUGCAUCCCAGGGAACUGGUGCAGUCGUGGGUGAUUUGCCUUCCCUGUCACAAUGCCUGAUGCUGGAGCUAAUUGUAAUGAGUGACCAAAAAUAUACUCGCUCAGGCGAGUUAAGGAGAAUUUUGGGCUUUACUGUUGGGAGCACGUCAGAAAAUUCUUUUGGUGCUGCUCAUUUGAAGUCUUCACUUCAUUUUGGUGAUGAAUUAAAGAAGUUCAGAGAUAGUGUUGCAGAGUCGUGCAACAAAGCUAGUGGUAGAGCUAAAAAGCUAGACGAACAAUUGCAUAAGCUGACAAAAUAUUCUGAAGGCAUACCUUCUAAGAAACAACAGAGGAAUGAGCAGUUAACAAAUGAGAGAUUAGGUGGUUCAAGGAACACAGAUACAUCGAGGCCCUUCAGAUCUUGUAACACAGAAGACAGAGUAGCUGCCGAAGAAUAGUACUCUUAACAAGCGUGUACGCACAUCAGUGGCAGAAACUCGGGUUCGUAAUUGAUAUCAUGUUAUUUAAAUUUGUU